This is a messenger RNA of Chelonus insularis, 1386 nucleotides long. RefSeq lists its product as uncharacterized. The transcript has 3 exons. Gene Ontology annotation, molecular function: nucleic acid binding. Lineage: Eukaryota; Metazoa; Arthropoda; Insecta; Hymenoptera; Braconidae. Bases 1 to 1386 code for a protein of 461 amino acids. The record is from RefSeq and is a predicted model, not a curated record.
AUGGCUGCAUGCAUUUAUAUUAAAGUUCAGAACUCAAACGAAUCAGCUCAGAUCCAGCUCUUGUGUGCUAAAACUAAGGUAGCACCAUUAAAACCAGUUACAAUUCCUCGGCUCGAACUAACUGCUGCUUGGAUGCUCUCAAAACUCGUGAAACAUGCUCAAGAAGUGCUCGAAUUAGCUCAAGCUCCUAUCUAUCUAUGGACUGAUUCAUCUCUCGCAGCAUUCGCUGAUCAAGAAGGUAUACUUCGUGUUGGUGGUCGCCCAACAAACUCUGAACUCGAAGAAGAUGAAAUCCAUCCGAUUAUACUCCCCGGAAAAUCCUACUUUUCACAGCUCGUUAUUGAUCAAGCUCAUCGACGAACGCUCCAUGAAGGAACUCAAGUUACUCUCAUUCAUGUUCGAGAAAAGUUUUGGAUCUUAGGAGGAAGAGCUCCUAUUCGGUCAUUUAUCCUGAGAUGCGUGAUCUGUGCUCGAUAUCGCGCUCGACGUGCUCAACAGCUCAUGGGCCAGCUCCCAGCUGAUCGUGUGGUACCAGUUCGACCAUUUCACACUACUGCGGUAGACUAUGCUGGUCCCUUCACGCUCAAGACGUUCCAGGAAAGAGGCGCAAAAACAUACAAAGGCUGGAUAGCUGUUCUUGUCUGCUUCGUGAUCUCAGCUGUUCACUUGGAAUUGGUGUCAGACUACUCCACAGAAGCAUUCAUUAAAGCCUACCGACGCUUUCUCGUCAGCUUAUUAGCUCAGGUUGGGACAAGAUGGAUCUACUCAUCUCCCAGUGCUCCUCACUUUGGUGAAAAGUGGAAAGCAGCUGUUAAGUCGGUGAAGAUUCACCUAGUAAGGAUUCUAAAGACAACUUUACUGACCUAUGAAGACUUCACCACUCUAAUAGCUCAAAUAGAGGCAGUUUCAAAUUCUCGACCGCUCUCGCUGCGCAGUGAUGAUGCCGAUGAUCUACGAGCACUGACCCCAGCUCACUUCCUUCAUGGAACAUCUCAAGGAGUUCUUCCUGAAGUUGCUCAAACUCAUCUCCCUGAAUCACGAUUUACUCUAUGGGAGUUAAUACAACAAAAGCUUCCACACUUUUGGAAGCAGUGGUCCAAAGAGUGCUUACAAGAAUAUCUCUCAGUCUCUAAGUGGAGAAGAGCAGCUUAUGAUAUUGCAGUCGGCUUUCUACUUCUAUCCAUUAAGGAUAACCUCCCUCCAGCUCAAUGGCCUUUAGCUCGAGUCAUCGGUGUUCAUCCUGGACAAGAUGGACUCAUUCGGGUGGUCUCAAUCAAGACUUCAAAGACCACCUUCACCAGACCAAUCACCAAGCUCAUUGUUCUACCAGCGGACAAGUACCGCAAGGACGUUGCGGUAGACGGGGAGUAUGUUGCGAGAGGUUAA